AUGUCUGCUAAACUCAUCUUUGUUGCUGUUUCUGCUGCUCAACUUCUCUCUGCUGUUAUGGCUGGUGUUGCUCUCGGAGGUACUCCCAAUGCUCCUUGGGGCGAAUGUCAUACUUUUGAUCAUAAAUACUCCAUUGAAGCGCAAGAUUGUAUCAAUGGUUUAGCUGUAAAGGUGGAAGUGAACGAAGGUGACAAUAAUGUCUCCACCUACACCAAUAGCAACUGUAAAUGCACGUUUUCUAAGGAAGACCGAACUGGCCAUGUCACUGUUUCCAGCGCUUUUUAUCAUUCGAUUAAUGAUUUGAGAAGUGCUGCUGAUAGAGGUUGCUCUGAUUAUACCUAUAUUGAUCAAACAGAUGCUUCUCGUAACAUGGCUACGUGGUAUUGUUAUGGAAAAUAA
This is a messenger RNA of Mucor mucedo, 399 nucleotides long. RefSeq lists its product as uncharacterized. The record is from RefSeq and is a predicted model, not a curated record. The transcript has a single exon. The coding region runs from base 1 to 399 and encodes 132 amino acids. NCBI's taxonomy places the organism in Eukaryota, Fungi, Mucoromycota, Mucoromycetes, Mucorales, Mucoraceae.